Parnassius apollo (apollo) is the source of this 633-nucleotide messenger RNA. The record is from the annotation of a GenBank genome assembly. NCBI's taxonomy places the organism in Eukaryota, Metazoa, Arthropoda, Insecta, Lepidoptera, Papilionidae.
AUGCUGAAAAUUGUUGAUAACCUAAGAGCGACUAGAAGUAUUACGAUCUCAGAAGGUGUUGUGUUAAAAGGAGAACCUGAGAUGCGGUCACCUAAAAAGCUUGAUGCUCUACCAGUAGACCCUACAGCCAGGAAUGCUGAAGUUAAUUACAGACUCGUAGAUGGAGUUGUCAACUUAUUUGAAACACACGCUAUUGAGGUAAAAAUGAACCCCACGGAUAAAGAAACUGUACAAAGAUCUCUUGAGGAAGGUCGUGGAAAGAAAAAAGGAAGUGGAAUAGGCGGUAUCAUUGGACUCCUAGCUGCCAAGGUUCUACUUGGAAAACUAUUCAUCGUCAAGCUGAUAGCGCUGAAGGCUUUAGCGACAGCCAAGAUUGCCUUGGUCCUUGCCGUCAUUCUUUUCGUGGCAUGGUGUUUCAAGCAUGACCAUACGAAGACAACUUACGAAGUAGUACCUCAUCCUCAUCAUAGCGAAUCCCAUCAUCACGAUCAUCAUCCCAUUCAUUCACUUGAACACAUCUCUCAUGACGCCGGUCAUGGGCACGGAUUCUCUGGCUAUGGUUCAGACUGGAGCAAGAACCUCGAAGAGGGCCAGAACCUAGCUUACAGCGCCUACUCACCACAUCGGAAGUAG